Messenger RNA from Neomonachus schauinslandi (Hawaiian monk seal), 945 nucleotides. It is a transcript of the gene FGF12, whose product is annotated as fibroblast growth factor 12. Gene Ontology annotation, molecular function: growth factor activity; fibroblast growth factor receptor binding. The coding region runs from base 1 to 732 and encodes 243 amino acids. The record is from RefSeq and is a predicted model, not a curated record. NCBI's taxonomy places the organism in Eukaryota, Metazoa, Chordata, Mammalia, Carnivora, Phocidae. Gene Ontology annotation, cellular component: cytoplasm. The transcript has 5 exons. Gene Ontology annotation, biological process: regulation of cell migration; animal organ morphogenesis; cell differentiation.
AUGGCUGCGGCGAUAGCCAGCUCCUUGAUCCGGCAGAAGCGACAGGCGAGGGAGUCCAACAGCGACCGGGUGUCGGCCUCCAAGCGCCGCUCCAGCCCCAGCAAAGACGGGCGCUCCCUGUGCGAAAGGCACGUCCUCGGGGUAUUCAGCAAAGUGCGCUUCUGCAGCGGCCGCAAGAGGCCAGUGAGGCGGAGACCAGAACCCCAGCUGAAAGGAAUUGUGACAAGGUUAUUCAGCCAGCAGGGAUAUUUCCUGCAGAUGCACCCAGAUGGUACCAUUGACGGGACCAAGGACGAAAAUAGUGACUACACCCUCUUCAAUCUAAUUCCUGUGGGCCUGCGUGUGGUGGCUAUCCAAGGGGUGAAGGCCAGCCUCUAUGUGGCCAUGAAUGGUGAAGGCUAUCUCUACAGCUCAGAUGUUUUCACUCCAGAAUGCAAAUUUAAGGAAUCUGUAUUUGAAAACUACUAUGUGAUUUAUUCUUCCACACUGUACCGUCAACAAGAAUCAGGCCGAGCAUGGUUUCUGGGACUCAAUAAAGAAGGUCAAAUUAUGAAGGGAAACAGAGUGAAGAAAACCAAGCCCUCAUCACAUUUUGUACCAAAACCCAUUGAAGUGUGUAUGUACAGAGAGCCAUCACUUCAUGAAAUUGGAGAAAAACAAGGGCGUUCAAGGAAGAGUUCUGGAACACCAACCAUGAAUGGAGGCAAAGUCGUGAAUCAAGAUUCAACAUAGCUGAGAACUCUUCCCUUUGUCCCUCUCUCAUCCCUUCCCUUUCUCCCAUCCCCUUUACCCAUCUCCUUCCAAUAAAUCCACCCAAGGAGAGGAAAACAAAAUGGCAACCCAGGACCUAGUGACUAAGAUUCUGCACUCAAAAAUCUUCCUUUGUGUAGGACAAAGAAAUUGAACCAAAGCUUGCCUGUUGCAAUGUGGUAGAAAGUGCACAUG